Molecule: messenger RNA, 5623 nt
Organism: Thunnus maccoyii (southern bluefin tuna)
Lineage: Eukaryota; Metazoa; Chordata; Actinopteri; Scombriformes; Scombridae
Gene: n4bp1
Product: nedd4 binding protein 1
Exons: 12
Coding region: 489-3497 (1002 amino acids)
Biological process (GO): negative regulation of protein ubiquitination; negative regulation of proteasomal ubiquitin-dependent protein catabolic process
Cellular component (GO): PML body; nucleus
Molecular function (GO): RNA binding
Source: RefSeq, a predicted model, not a curated record
GCCUGUCAGGGCCUGCACAGCUGCGCUGCUGCACAGCUGCACACUCACUCACUUUUAGAGCAAUUUGCCAUUCGCUGCUAAUCAACGCAGUCUAAAAACCCGUUAUGUCAGUACAGAGUUGUCGGUCUCAUCUCACGGGAUCUCUACGGUUUUGAUGUCGUAAGAACAUAGGUCACCUUUCAUGCAGCUUGUUGUCAAAAACCCUCCAAAGAUAACCAUCGGGUACUCGCCGUGGCGAAGGGUACUCUUGACUGUCGUGUUUUGAUGACGCCUUCACUGGGACUUUCCGGAUACGUCACUCUGAGCUUCCGAGUUAUUAGCUCGCUCUGCCUCUGUGUUCAUGUCGAUUAGACACCGCAAACAGCGCUGCGUUGCUCUGGACUACACACCAAAAGACACCAUGAAAACGCCAAAGAGCCCCAACAGCGCCGAGAGGUUUGAAUAUUGAGACGCCGUUGUCAGGAGCGACGGUCCGACCGAGAGGCGGAAUGUCAACAACGCGGCCCCUCCUCGGGAUGAGACGAGUCACCGAGCUAACGUGCCCGGAGCAGCCGACCAGCAGGCUGCCUGCGUCCGCUGGGAGGCAGCAGCAGGAGGCCCCCCCGACAGUGGACGAGUUUACUGUCCUAGAGGAUAAAGAAGAUGAGCUGAAAUGUGCCAAGCCUCGAGUGGAGCAGGUUUUUAAAGUAACGUUCACCAUCAUCGGUCUGUUGGAUCACACUGGACAACCGCACGGCAGCAAAACAUCCCGGCAGAUAUGGCUUCAGCUCAAAGGAAACAGAGACGACGUGUCCAAAGCAAAGGAAUACGUGAGAGGGCUGUGUGACCCAGAACUACAGAAAGAAGAGCGGUACCCGGUGGACAUGCACUGUAUCUUCGCAGGAGCCUGGGGCCUCUUCCUGGACAGACUCAUACGAGACACGAGCGCUGAGGUUCUGGUGCCUGAGCCGGGCCGACUGCGGCUGUUGGGCCGGGCUGAACCUGUAGUGAUGGCCCAGAGCAGAGUCCAGCAGUUUGUAGCACUUUUCCAGGAGAAGCGAAGUCUACCAAGUGACAGAGAGCCAGCAGUGAAACGAGCAUUCAAGUCCUUUGUGGAGGAAAGAGAUGAUAAGUACACUAUGGAGCUUCUACUGCUGCCCAGUGCCCUGAAAGAAGAGUUACUGGGACUGGCUCACAGCCCCACCAGCACAAACACCAUGGCUCAACUGAACCAGACACUGCAUCCCAGCAUGGCAGAGGUCGACCAAGACCGCUCACAGAGUAGCACCCCUGUGACAGAGCUCUCCAACCGCAUCCUGGACACUAGCUUUGAGGAGAAAGGGACUGGGGCAGCAUCUGUCGGAGGUGGAGGUGGUAAAGCAGCAGUAGCAGCAGCAGCAGCAGCAGCAGGAGGAGGGAUAGGUUUGGGCCCCGAGGCCGUCCUGCUGAACGGCACUCGGCCUUCGCACAAGCGGCGCUCAUCUGAGAGCGAGACUCGGGACACAAAGAGACAGUACUCUCUGGAGCGGAGGGACGAGUCGCCGGAGAGAGCGAGGGAGAGGGAGCGACAGAGGGACAGAGAAGGCCGGGGGGGCAGUAGCAGCUGUAGAUCCAAAACCCCCUCUGCUUCGUCGUCCCUCUCCUCCUCCUACUCCUCCUCAGCUAAAGCAAACACAGUAGUCGGUCCGAUCAUGUUGGACUCCAGUGAGGGCGCCGCAGACGACGGGGAGACAGUCAGCCCAGAGACCAACCUCCGCUGCUUGGUCAACUUCUUCAGAACAAUGGGUUACCAGCAGGAAGUCGUAGAGCGUGUCGUCAAGGAGACAGGACAGACAGAAGAUACCUUCCUCCUUCUGGAGAAGAUCGUCGAGGAAUCGAAGCGUUGUGAAGAGGGGUUAAAGAGGGGGGAAAAAGAAAGACCGUUGAACUCUGUGCACUCCCCAGACACUCCCUCCUCAUCAUCCUCAUCUUCUUCUACGGUCUCUCGAUUCAGAGAGAAGGAACGUGAGCUGAACAGAGCCUUGGUAGACCCGGGCAGGUCGAAAGAGAACAUUAAGCCCAACCUGUAUGGAGGCAGUAGUAACGGUCUGGGACACCGGAGGCAGUGCAGCGGCAGCGAGACCAGCACUCAGCAGGCCAUCACUAUCAGGAGGAGCUCUAGUGCUCAAGGAGGAGCAGGAAACUACGAGGUCAUAACCAUCGAUGACGACGACGUCACCCCCACGGAUACCAAAGCAGCAGAUAGCAGGACGUCCCGGAUGAUGACGGUGGCACAACUUGACGCCCAGUCUGGAUCCAGAACAGACUACCUGGCGCGGGGAGGCAGCGUCUCACAGAGGGACUACUUGACGAGAGGCGGGACUCAGACUUUGGGGGGAUCGGUGAAAGUCGAGAGCGUGACGGCGCUACGCAGCACGCCUCAGUGGCUGACUGCCACCACCACCUCCUUGGCUUCAACCCCCAGUUCAGCUCAGACCAUCACCCGGCCCUCGGCCUCUCACUAUCAGACCAUCGGCCACAUGGGGUUUCACGGGGGCGGAGCCAGACAUCCUCCCGCGAACGACCCCCAAGCGCCCCCGGUGACUGGCUUGGCUCGUUUCCACCAGUCGUUGAGGACCCCCUACACUCUGAAGCUGCCCAAUGAGCCAGGACGUCCGGAGCUCAGACACAUCAUCAUAGACGGCAGCAACGUGGCUAUGGCUCACGGCCUCCAUCGGUUCUUCUCCUGUCGAGGAAUCGCGCUAGCGGUGGAGACGUUCUGGAGGCGAGGCCACAGGGAGAUCACGGUUUUCGUCCCUCAGUGGCGCCAGAAGAGAGACCGACUCACAACAGAGCAACAUUUUCUAAACCAGCUAGAAGACCUGCGGCUGCUCUCCUUCACUCCCUCCAGAGAGGUCUGUGGCCAAAGGAUAUCCUCGCAUGACGACAGGUUCCUGCUCCACCUCGCGGAAAAAACGGACGGGAUCAUCGUAACCAACGACAACCUGAGGGACUUCGUCGACACGUCGGACACCUGGCGCAAGAUCAUUCAGGAGAGGUUGCUUCAGUUUACUUUCGUGGAGGACCACUUCAUGAUCCCUGAUGACCCUCUGGGUAAAAACGGACCUCACCUUGACAUCUUCCUGCGCAAAGACUACAGGCGAGCUCCAGCCACUCCUCCCCCCCUGAGACCCCCAGACUUCCGGCCAUCCUUCCAGCAGCAGCAGCAGCCGGUUUACGUCCAGGCCCUCCACUCCGCUCCACGGACCCCAGCCUCCACGCCCCAGCCCCCUCCCUCCCUGAUGCCCCACUCCACCGCACACUGGCCCCACUCCGGCCCCCCGGAAUGGCACCCGCCCCGCCGAUCCCCUUCUCCCUCACCCUCGCCACCUCCCCAGCGGUCACCGGGGGAGACGUCGGAGCUGAAGAGAAAGCUCUACGACAUCUUCCCCGACCAGAAGCAGCGGAUAGAUCGCAUCCUCAGCGACAACCCGUACAUGAGAGACCUGAACGCCCUGUCUGGGCUGCUGCUGGGAUAAAUUACUGGCUCAGCAGACACACACAGUACAUACACAUGCAUACAUAUGUGUGUCAGCAUAAAAAUAAUUUAUUUUACCGUCUCUUGGAGGACAUUGAAAGAUUUUUUUGUUGUUAUUUUACAUAAAGACUGAUUGUCAAACUAGCUGCUAUUGGCAAAAAGUAUUUUUGGAUUGUUCUUUUCUCUCUCCCUCCUCCUCUACUCUCAAAUUGAUUUAAGGUGAACAACACUGGUGUCUACAGAACCAAAAUGUUAAGCAGCAACGUCUACAUUGUUCAGAUAGUAAUAAACCAUUGCAUUUUCCUUGACUAAUGUCCAGAGGUUCCAUGAAUGUGGGACAAGCACUGGGAGAAAAUGUUUUAGACCAAGAACACUGGACAGUGACUACCAUCAGACAUCAGCACCUCUGUGAAGAGACUAACUCACAGCUUCUUCUUUAUAAGAUUUUGGGACAUUGGAAAGUUUAUGCAUGUUUCAGUUAUUUCAACAUACUAGUUCUACACUUGUUAUGUUAUGGAGCAGAACGGAUUCACCACGGGCCAAUACCACGUUGUUGGACUCAAUCAGUGAGCAGUUUCAGCAGUUUGAAGUUAUUCAACAUUAGCAGUGAAGUUUUAAAAGUGCCACAGUUUUAUGUCCAUUUCCUUGACAAUGCACUUGUUGGAGAUCAGUUUUCAUUAAGACAGCAGUUGUGUCCUUAAUAGGAAGAGGAAUAUUUCAGGAAGCAUGAUGACAUCACUGAUUAUAGCAUAAUAUUUACCCCAAAUCCAUAUUUGGACAGUAAACAGUUUGAACUUGAAAAGCCUCUUCGCCACAUUAAAGAAACACCUUUAGGCGCUGUAUAGAUGGGCAGUGGCAAUAGUUUUUAAUUUCAGAUAUAGCUCACUUUGUGUAUAUAUCCAAGCUAAUUUCAUCUCAUAUACCAAUCCGUUGCCACUAAUUAAAGCAGCAGUGCCCAUCUGCAUCCCUUCAAAAUAUUACCUGUAUAUCCCAGCCUUUACUCCAGCUGAAUGAUGCUUUCACACACUACCAAGUCUCCUGAUGUUAACCAACAUAUAAACAGUGUUGUUGUCUUUUUUUUAAAGGGACCAUUCUUACUCAGUUUAAAUUGUUCCCACUCAUAUUAAAAUGAAUUUAGAAUUCCAUUGUUUUGUCACUCGCAGUCUUAAUAAUCAGAAGGAAAUGAUUUGAGUGUCAUCAUUAUGACAUAACUCCCGCCUCCAUAAUCUUUGUCAUUAGUGACAUUUUCUCUGUGUUGCUUCUUAUACCUGAUGUUUGAUCUCUGAACAGCUGUGGUAGAACUCAGGUGCUGAAACUGAAUUUGCUGAUAAUCUGUGAUUGAGAUAAGAAUUUGAAAUAAGGUGGAAUCUGUUCCCAGGAUCAGUUUUUUCUUUCAGAUACGCCGUUAAACAGUGUUUUCAGGGGGAUGUAGUCACUAGUCCUACAUCAGCAUUUUGUUCUGAGAUGCUUUGUGAGUUAUUAGCCUUUUGAUUUUAGGCAAUACACAGUAUGUCAGUCCAUCUGACUUUGGACGGAAACAAACACUACAAGAGCUUGGAUUCAUUGGUUUGGAUUGAGUUAAAUGACACCUUUUUAAACUUGAAAUCACUCACCGUGAGUUUAGAACAUUAAACUAUAUAAUCUUGCGAAGACGACAGAUUUACAAGUUACAUUUGAAUUCGAUGUUUAUUUGCUAAAUUUGAUGCAUUGCAGGUAAUUAACGGUGUAGUGAGUAAAACACAUUUUCACUGAUGAAUCUUGAGAAAGUUUGUAGUGUUUUUGUUUUGUUUUUUUACCCUCAUACACCCAGAGAAUGUAGGCAGGAGGUUCCCCAGCUUGCAUAUUUGAUGUGCAUCCGAGUUUUGUAAUAUACAAACACUUUAUCUCCUUGUAAGAAAAAAAAAUAUCUGCACAAAAACUUUACAAGGUGUCAAAAGAUAAGUUUUGUUCGUACUUGCUAUGUUGUUGUUGUAAGGAUUACUGAAGGAUUUUUUUUUUCUCUUUUUUGUAUUAUAAUUCUUCUGUGUAUAUCGAUUUCUUCUUUUUUGUAAAUAUGAGCAUUUUUGGCUACAGUGCACAUAUGGUUGUAUGUGGAAAAACAAAAUAAAUGUGGCAGUCCCCAUAAAA